AUGGUGCGGCGCCGGCUCUGCCUCCUCCGCUUCCUCCUCUUCCAGCACAGCGUGGGUCACCUCGGCUUCGUGGUGUUCCUGACACCCCACUGGCAGCCCCCGGUGAUGCGCGAACAGCCUGAGAAAAAUCAAUGCUUACAUCUGUCUUGCUUUUUUCUUGUAGGGGGAUAUGAGACUUUCCACUCAGAAUAUCCUGAGUGUUGUGUGGAUGUAAAACCCAUUUCACAAGAGAAGGUUGAAACCGAGAGAGCCCUCAUCAGUCAGAGUGGGAAACCAGUGCUCAACAUCAGUUACAGGCCGGCUUACGACCAGGGCGGCCCGGUCGAAAUCCUUCCAUUCCUCUACCUUGGAAGUGCCUACCAUGCAUCCGAGUGCGAGUUCCUUGCCAACCUGCACAUCACGGCCCUGCUGAAUGUCUCACGGCGAACCUCCGAGGCCUGCACGACCCACCUACACUACAAAUGGAUCCCUGUGGAAGACAGCCACACAGCUGACAUCAGCUCCCACUUUCAAGAAGCAAUAGACUUCAUCGACUGUGUCAGGGAAGAGGGAGGUAAGGUCCUGGUCCACUGUGAGGCUGGGAUCUCCCGCUCGCCCACCAUCUGCAUGGCUUACCUCAUGAAGACCAAGCAGUUCCGCCUGAAGGACGCCUUUGAUUACAUCAAGCAGAGGAGGAGUGUGAUCUCGCCCAACUUCGGCUUCAUGGGCCAGCUCCUGCAGUAUGAGUCUGAGAUCUUGCCUUCCACGCCUACUCCCCAGGCUCCCUCCUGCCAAGGGGAGGCAGCCGGCCCUUCGUUCAUAGCCCAUUUGCAGACACUGAGCCCCGACGUGCAGGGUUCGUACUGCACAUUCCCUACCUCGGUGCUGGCACCAGUGCCCACCCACUCGACGGUCUCAGAGCUCAGCCGGAGCCCCAUGGCCACAGCCACAUCCUGCUAAAACCGGGAUAGAGGAGCCAGUCCAGCCCCACGAACAACUGUGAUUUUGUAUUUUGACUCAUUGACAUUUCAUACCUGUGCAAUACUGAAGACCUCACUCUGUCCCGCUGCCCCGAUGGGACAAUGAGUGGUCACCAGGUUUGCAAACAAACUUCAGACUGAUCUCGGGGAUAGGUUCUCGGGACCGAAGGAAGGCCAAGCCAUUACAAGAGCACCCACGUGCUGACUACUGUACUUCCGGAACCCCUGCCCUCAGGACUGCCCGGUCUUUGCACCUCGAAGUUCGCCUUUUCAUUUCAAGCAUAAGGCAAUAAAUACCUGCAGCAACGUGGGGGAAAGCAGUCGCUAGACCAGGAGGAAAGGCAGUAACAAAGCCAGUUCACCUUGAAGGAAGCACAAUUUCCACCUUACGUUUUUAACUUUGGCAGCCUCGGGAUCUGUCUGUGUUGCUUCAGGGCAUAAGCUGAUCUGGUCGCCAUCUAGUCGGGAAAGUAACCCUACAGGGCUUUAGGGAACACAGCGUAUAUGCCGAUUUGAACCCUCAUAUGUUUUCAAGACUCCAUCCUGAGUCCAGUGGAGUCAGCUGGGUGAAGUAGAUGGUGACAGCCUGGUUUCCCUCCCGCUGUGGGUUCUUCCCUGACUUUGGACUUCGGCAUGAUUCUUACUCAUACUUGAACCGUUCUCGUUGCACCUCUCCUCAAAGCAACUCUUGUGUUAUUUGAAGAGUUCUUUAGACCAUAGACCAAAAAUCACCCCUUUGAGGUGGUGGCAGUAGGUGCCAGGAGAGAAAGGGUACCUACUGCCUGGGUCAGUGGCAUUGAGACGGUCGUCACCCCAGCUUGCUGUCCUUACAUGUGCUUGUUUUGUCUCUGGUGACACAUGUUUUCCUCCCUGCCCCUGGGGGUUGUCUUCAAGCUGUUGACUUCUGGGAUUUGCAGAUUUCUCAAUGUGGUACUACUUCUUUUUUUGUCUGUAGGUUAUUUCUCCAGGGGAAAAGGCAAUAAUUUCCUAAAAUCCAUAUGAAUGUGAAGAAAAGCAGUAUGUUACUGGUUGUUGUUGUCAUUGUUGUUGUAUGUUUUUUUUUAUAGUGCAAAAUAAAAAUAGUAAAAAGAAAAAA
Vicugna pacos (alpaca) is the source of this 2055-nucleotide messenger RNA. Lineage: Eukaryota; Metazoa; Chordata; Mammalia; Artiodactyla; Camelidae. The record is from RefSeq and is a predicted model, not a curated record.